AUGGCGAAAGGGUUCUUCAUUAGCAAGGCGGUGGCAGGGAGUUGUGUCUUUGUGGCUAUUGCUGCAACGGCCACCAUCAUCGCUCUGUCUGUUGUCUACUCUCAGGAGAAGUCAAAGAGUGAUGUCCUUCCAACCGUGGAUCCAAGCGUCACCCCGACAACACAGCCCACUACUCCUCCUGGCCCAAAAGAGCCAUGGCAGCACUACAGACUUCCAGAUUCGCUGGUUCCCCUCACCUACAAUGUCACUCUAAUGCUCACCCUGAAACCAGUAGUGGAUGAGUUCUAUACAUUUUCAGGGAAAUCAAUAGUUACUUUCCAAUGCGUGAAGGCUACCGAUCUGAUUUUAAUUCAUUCCAACAAGCUCAAUCUCACAACUUUUGACAACUUCCACGCCAAGUUGAUGGGCCUUAAUGGAGCAGAGGCACCCAAGAUAAAGAAGACAUGGCUGGAGGUGCCCACUCAAUAUCUGGUGGUGCAACUUGAGGGAAGCCUUAAGCCAGACCACAUGUACGAGCUCUUAACUGAGUUUGUGGGAGAGCUGGCGGACGACCUGGGUGGAUUCUACAAAAGUGUAUAUUUUGAGAAUGGCAUCAAAAAAGUCUUGGCCACAACACAAAUGCAGCCAACUGAUGCUAGAAAAGCUUUUCCUUGUUUUGAUGAACCGGCAAUGAAGGCCGUGUUCUACAUGACUCUUAUGCAUCCACAUGGCACUGUGGCUCUAUCCAACUCUAUGAACUAUGAUCCAGUCAAUGUCACAGUGGAGGGAAAUGAUCUGAUAAAAACCAGCUUCAUGGCCACCGAGAUUAUGUCAUCUUAUCUGCUGGCGUUUGUGGUGUGCGAAUUCACUCACAUUGAGACAAUGGAAAAUAGUGUUUUGAUCAGGAUUUGGGCUCGCAAGGAGGCCAUCGAUGAGGGUCAAGGACACUAUGCCCUUACAAAAACCGGACCAAUUCUGUCCUUUUUUGAAAAAUAUUACAACAUCUCCUAUCCUUUGACUAAAUCAGAUCAAAUUGCUCUGCCAGACUUUGGGGCAGGAGCAAUGGAGAACUGGGGCCUCAUCACAUAUAGAGAGACGGCUCUUUUGUACAACAAAGGCGUCUCAUCCAACGGAGACAAAGAGUGGGUGGCCACAGUCAUAGCUCAUGAACUCGCUCACAUGUGGUUUGGAAACCUGGUGACUACAAGAUGGUGGAAUGACCUAUGGCUUAAUGAAGGCUUUGCGACCUAUGUCUCUUACCUCGGGGCCCAUGAAGUAGAGCAAGAUUGGAAUAUGAAAGACUUGAUAGUUCUUAAUGAGAUUGUAGGUGUGAUGGGAGUAGAUGCUCUGGCCUCCUCUCACCCCCUCUCGUCCAGGGAAGAUGAAGUUCUGAGGCCAGAGCAGAUCAGUGAGCUUUUUGAUGCAAUCACUUAUAGCAAGGGGGCUGCAGUCCUCCGAAUGCUUUCUUUCUUUAUCUCAGAGGACGUUUUUGUUAAAGGACUUAAUACUUACUUAGACACAUUUCAAUACCGAAACACUGUCUACCAAGAUCUCUGGAAACACCUCCAAAUGGCUGUAGAUUCAUCAAGCAUUGAAUUGCCUGUGUCCAUUGAAGAAAUCAUGAACAGGUGGAUUCUCCAGAUGGGUUUCCCUGUUGUCAAUAUCAACACCCAAACUGGACACAUUACGCAGAAGCACUUCUUGUUAGACCCAGACACUCCAGUGGAAAGGCAGUCGCCCUUUAAAUAUGAAUGGAUUGUUCCUGUUACCUGGAUUAAAAAUGGCGCAGAGAAACAGUAUUGGCUCACAAAAAAAGAAGAUACAAACCCUGACAUGAAAACUGCUCCUGGUGAGUGGAUUGUGGCCAAUGUGGACAUGAGAGGGUUCUACAGAGUCAACUACGACACAGAAAACUGGGAGCGCCUUCUCACUAAGCUUUCAAUUAAACCCGAGGACAUUCCAGUGAUAAACAGGGCCCAAAUUAUAGAUGAUGCCUUCAACCUUGCAAGGGCAAAAAUUGUGAACACAACACUAGCUCUGAGAACAACCCUAUUCCUGCAUAAAGAGGUGGAGUACAUGCCCUGGGAGACUGCGAGACGCAAUCUCAACUAUUUUUAUCUUAUGUUUGACCGCAGUGACGUCUAUGGGCCAAUGCAGGCAUAUUUAAAAAAUAAGUCAUCUAAUUUGUUUGAGUACUUUGAAGGUAUUACUUCAAACUGGACAACUAUUCCUAAAAAUCAUACUGACCAAUACAACCAGGUAAAUGCAAUCUCCAUGGCCUGUGACACAGGAGUGGAGGGCUGUCAGGAGCUGGUUACUAACUGGUUUAAACAAUGGAUGCAAAACUCAACACACAACCCAAUCAAUGCAAACCUGCGAUCCACAGUGUACUGCAGUGCCAUCAAAGCCGGAGGAGUGGAUGAAUGGGACUUUGCUUGGAAGAUGUAUAAAAAUUCCACUGUUGCUUCUGAAGCCAAUAAACUUAUGUAUAGUUUGUCUUGCACUGAAAAGCCCUGGCUGCUCAAUAGAUAUCUAGCUUAUAGUUUGGACUCAAACAUGAUUCGGAAGCAGGAUGCUACCUACACUAUAGUUUAUAUUGCAAGUAAUCCCAUCGGUCAACCCUUGGCUUGGGACUUUAUCAGAGCAAAAUGGGAUUUCAUAUAUACCAACUAUGGAGGUGCUAUGUCAUUUGGGAGAUUAAUCAGCGGAGUAACCAAACGCUUUUCCUCUGAGUUUGAGUACAAACAGCUGCUUCAGUUCAAAGAGGAUCAUGCAGGGCAGCUGGGUUCAGCCACAGCAGCUCUGGAGCAGGCUUUGGAGACAACCAAAGCCAACAUGAAAUGGGUGGCUUUAAACAAAAAUCAAGUGCAUGCCUGGUUCACUGGCCAAAAUUCAGAAAUGUAA
Molecule: messenger RNA, 2883 nt
Organism: Knipowitschia caucasica
Lineage: Eukaryota; Metazoa; Chordata; Actinopteri; Gobiiformes; Gobiidae
Source: the annotation of a GenBank genome assembly